CAGAGAGGUGGGAAGUUCCCUACUCUUAAACCCAUGCACGUUCCCCUUCUUCAAUGCUCUCACCUGUCCCCUAACAACACCAUUCAAUAGUCAUCUCUCUCCCCCCCUCCUAUAUCUUUCCUUAAUUUAUCCCUAGUACUCCUAUUCAUUUAAUUACCACUACAUUUUCAACACUUGUCCCUCCAAAAUUUUGGUAUCUUGAUUUCUUAUAGCCAAAUACGUGCAUGCUCUAUAAUUAAAGUGAGUAAUCAUGGGUACUUCUUUGCCUUCAUUUUGUGGAGUGCUUCUUCUACUUUUAUGUAUAGGUUGUCCUAAUUUGGUGAGGUGUGGGGCGGAGGAUUUAAGUUUUCUUCAAUCAGAGUGUUUAAAUGUGCCAGCUUCGGAGUUUGUGGGCUCUGUUAAGUCCACCAUUGACACUGUCCGUCAAGUCACUUCUAUUGUGUCGAAAUUCGUCAGCUUCUUUGGUGAUUUUCGCCUUUCGAAUGCCAUUUCUGAUUGCCUUGAUCUGUUGGACCUCUCUGCAGAUGAACUUACUUGGACUCUCACUGCUUCUCAGAAUCCCAAAGGGAAAAACAACAGCACAGGUAAUUUAAGUGCAGAUUUGAGGAAUUAUUUGAGCGGAGCACUUAUUAAUCAAGACACAUGCAUAGAUGGAUUUGAUGGAACAAACGGAAUGGUCAAGAAUUUGGUUGCGGGAAGCCUCAACCAAGUCACUACAUUAGUCCGUGACAUUCUUUACAUGGUCCGCCCUGUCCCUAAAAACGCCCCCCGGGCCAAUGACGGGCGUGGAAAACCAUGGCAAUGGUCCCGAGAGAGGAGGCUAACGUCAAAUAAAGGAGACGUCAACUCAUUCCCUUCGUGGCUUAACCAAAAAGACAGAAGGUUGUUGCAAUCUACUCCCAGCACAGGAGUUGUUGCGGACGUUGUGGUAGCUCUUGAUGGAACGGGUAAUUUUACUCGUAUUGAAGAUGCUAUAUCAGCAGCACCGGCAUUGAGUACCAAGAGAUUUGUGAUACAUAUCAAGAAAGGUAUUUAUAACGAGUAUGUGGAAAUUAGCAAGAAGAAAUGGAACAUAUUGAUGAUCGGUGACGGAAUAGAUGUAACUGUUAUUUCUGGGAAUAGAAGUUUUAUUGAUGGAUGGACCACUUACAGAUCUGCAACAUUUGCUGUGAAAGGUCAAGGAUUCAUUGCACGGGACAUGACAUUUGAGAACACAGCAGGACCCCAAAAGCACCAAGCCGUUGCAUUUCGCUCCGACUCAGACUUGUCUGUGUUGUUCAGAUGCGCGUUCAGAGGCUACCAGGACACUCUCUACGCCCAUUCUAUGCGCCAAUUCUACCGAAACUGCGUAAUUACUGGCACGGUAGACUUCAUAUUUGGAGAUGGCACGGUCGUUUUCCAAAAUUGUCAAAUAUUAGCCCGAAAGGGACUACCCGAACAGAAGAACACCAUCACAGCCCAAGGCCGAAAAGAAGCUGCUGAAACAACAGGCUUCUCCAUCCAAUUCUCUAAUAUAUCUGGCGAACCAGAUCUAUUAGCUUCACUUAACUCUACACAAACAUUCCUUGGUAGGCCGUGGAAGGCAUAUUCGCGCACUGUCAUAAUGCAAUCGUACAUGAGUAAUGUAAUUAAACCACAGGGCUGGUUAGAGUGGAACGGUAAUAUAUCACUUGACACAUUGUACUACGCCGAGUAUCAAAAUUUCGGGCCUGGUGCGGGCUUAGGCGCUAGAGUCAAUUGGACUGGUUAUCAUCUACUCAACGAUUCAUCGCAGGCAAAUAAUUUCACAGUGGCUCAAUUCAUUUUGGGUAACUCAUGGUUGCCUUCUACGGGAGUUAAGUACACUGCUGGUCUAGCGGUUUAAUUGAUCUAAGCUUGGGGCCAAUUUUAAUUACCAUAUCCAUAUCCAUGUUAUCUCCCUUGUUUUUUUUUUUUUGGCUUACCACAUCAAUUGUUUCUCUACUGAUAUAUAUUCAUCCUUUGUUCUUUGUUGGUUGCUUUUCGGGCUUUUGGUGAAUUUGUACUUGAGACAAUUUACACGGAUGAUUCCUUUCUAUUUAGUCAUCCACUCUGUACCUUUAUCCAUUUUACUUCCACAUCUUAAUAGAUCGUGUAUAUUUACAACAUAACCUCUGUAUAACAGUUUGUUUGUUUCGGUUU
Molecule: messenger RNA, 2160 nt
Organism: Nicotiana attenuata
Lineage: Eukaryota; Viridiplantae; Streptophyta; Magnoliopsida; Solanales; Solanaceae
Product: pectinesterase/pectinesterase inhibitor PPE8B-like
Exons: 3
Coding region: 251-1864 (537 amino acids)
Biological process (GO): cell wall modification
Molecular function (GO): pectinesterase activity; pectinesterase inhibitor activity
Source: RefSeq, a predicted model, not a curated record